Messenger RNA from Drosophila eugracilis, 2304 nucleotides. RefSeq lists its product as uncharacterized. NCBI's taxonomy places the organism in Eukaryota, Metazoa, Arthropoda, Insecta, Diptera, Drosophilidae. The transcript is spliced from 5 exons. The coding region runs from base 1 to 2304 and encodes 767 amino acids. The record is from RefSeq and is a predicted model, not a curated record.
AUGGGCCAAGGAGGGCAGCCCGAGUAUUGGCCCAUCUUUAAUUGUGCAUUUGUGGAGACGACCCAAGCGUACAACUGCACGGACCUGGAGAACAACCAGAGGCUGUUGAAGGCGCUGAAAGAUGAAGCACGUGAGACAGUGAAGUCGCUGCUGAUUCACCCUGCGAACGUCAGAGCCGUAAUGGAGCAGUUGCGCUUUAGGUUUGGCCGACCGGAGCAGCUUAUACGCAGCCAGCUGCACAGCGUGCGAGAGGUGCCGCCGAUUCCGGAGCAGAACCUGGCGAGAACCUUCGCAACUAGAGAGCUUGUGGCAAAGCUUCCCACCAGCAAACGAGUGGAUUGGGCCAGGCACGCUGCAUCGAUCGAGCCCUUUCCCACUGUAGCGCACUUCAGCGUGUGGCUACAGGAGUACGCAAACAUUGUGUGUACGAUUUUGGACGUCGAGGGAAAGGAGCCGAGGCGUCGAGUUCUACACGCGAGCGUCGACCAGGACGGAUACGAGCAGCGGGAUGACCGGCAUAGAGGUUGUCCAAUUUGUGGAGGGCAACAUGCUACGACGAACUGCAGGGAGUUCAUCGGAGCCUCGUCACCGGGCAGGUGGAGCAUGCCAGUGGAGGCGCCCGUGCAGACGAAUUUAAGUAUUGACGUCGAAGGAGGCCGACUUUUGUUCCGGAUACUGCCAGUAACGCUGUACGGAGCUGGUCGCCAGGUGGACACAUACGCGCUGUUAGAUGAAGGAGCCUCCGUCACGAUGAUCGAUAACGAGCUACGGAGGGAUCUGAGAUUGCAGGGCGAACAUCGACAGCUGAACAUCCAAUGGUUGGGAGGAAGAGCCUGCAGGGAGCCUACCAACGUGGGCGUGCAAAGGGAUUCGCUACUGCCGAUGAAGCCCUACAGCAACGUGGUGCCGAUGUUGCUAAUCGGACUGGACCAUGGUCAUUUGGGAUUGCCACUUAGGACGAGGCGGUUUGCCAGAGAGGGACCGUAUGCGGCCGCAACCGAGCUUGGGUGGGUUGUGUUCGGGCCAGUAAGUGGACAGUCAACUACGCCGUCACCGAGGUCCUGCCUUCUAGACGUGUCAAUGGACAACACGAUGGAAAAGAUGGUGGAGGACUUCUUCGACAUGGAAAGCUUUGGUGUAAAGCUCGCGCCAUCGGUCGCAGCCAGCGACGACGCGCGGGCCCAAAGGAUCCUCGAGGACACCACGGUGAAAGUGGGGCGUCGCUACCAGUCGGGAUUGCGCUGGAAGGAUGACCACGCUGUGCUGCCACGGAGCUACGAGAUGGCGCACAGACGGCUAAUCAACGUCGAGAAGAAGUUGAAGCGAAACGGGCAGUUGCCUCUGGAAUUCGACCGUAUCAUCAAGGAUUACCCCGGUAAGGUCCGGCUUGUGUUCGAUGCUGCAGCUAAGGUUGGAGGAACCUCACUCAAUUCGGCGCUGGACAAGGGGCCACAGCACUACAAGCCCUUGCCAGCUGUGCUCUUCCACUUCAGAAAAGGAACAGUCGGAGUGUGCGGGGACAUCAAGGAGAUGUUCCACCAAGUGCUGAUCCGACCCGAGGGUCGAUGUUCCCAACGGUUCCUCUGGAGAGAUGGCAACGACGAUCGAGAGCCGGAUAUAUACGAAAUGAACGUAAUGACAUUUGGAGCAGCCUGCUCCCCAAGCACUGCGCACUACGUCAAGACGGUGAAUGCCUUGAAGUUUCGGGAUUCAGAUCCGAGGGCAGUCAAGGCCAUCAUCGACCACCAUUACGUCGAUGACUACGUGGAUAGUUUCGAUACGGAGAGCGAAGCUAUUGAGGUAUCUACCCGAGUGAAGGAGAUACACGCGGAGGCUGGAUUCGAGCUAUGCCAGUUCUUAUCCAGCUCACCCAUCGUGGAAGCGGCGUUGGGACCACCUGGACAAGUCAAGAGCGUCGCAUGGGGUGAGUCUGAGCAGAAAAUCCUUGGAAUGCGUUGGCAGGUAGCAACGGAUGACUUCAGAUUCAACGUGGAGUAUCAUCGAGUGCCAAAAAGCGUCCUAAGUGGAGAGCGAGUCCCAACAAAGAGGGAGUUUUUGAGCCUGCUGAUAUCAACGUUCGACCCAUUGGGGUUGUUGCUGCGGGAGAUCUGGAGGCAGAAGAUCCAGUGGGAUGAACCGCUGCCGGAGGAGAUAGGCAGAGCCUUUGCUGCCGCAGAAAGGACGUCGCCAACUCGAGCGAGAUUCGAAGUCUGGCGCCUUACGUGGACAAAUAUGGAGUUCUGCGAGUUUAUGGCAGAGUCGAUGCCGCGCUGUCCGUGCCGUACAGUGCGAGGAGGCCUGUGA